Molecule: messenger RNA, 2765 nt
Organism: Xyrauchen texanus (razorback sucker)
Lineage: Eukaryota; Metazoa; Chordata; Actinopteri; Cypriniformes; Catostomidae
Product: WD repeat-containing protein 49
Exons: 18
Coding region: 45-2765 (906 amino acids)
Molecular function (GO): protein binding
Source: RefSeq, a predicted model, not a curated record
UCUCUUGUGAUGGCCGUGUAGAAUGGGAGACGUUCUAUACCUAUAUGUUGCAGCAUUACAAGCAGAGCAGACACUCACUGCAGACUGGACUAAAUUUUUCUAUCUCAGAACCAUUGAUAUGCCACUGUGUCUAUAACAAGCAAGAGCCAAUCAUUCGUUUCCUGGCUUUGAGCCAGUCACCACCCAUGCGUUACAUCAGCAUCAGCAAAGGAGGAACUCUCUGUGUUUGGAACAGUCGUUUUAACAUCCUAAAGCAACUGGAGGUGUGUUCUGACCUAUUUGAUGAGAGCGAUAAGAAAGAAAAUUGCAAGAAGUUCCGAGGAUGGACCACAGAUGCUGUCUACAUGGGAAACGUCCACAAGAUCGCUGUGGCAACCAUGAAUAGGGACAUCCACUUUUUUGAUGUUAUCACCACAUCCUGUUUUAAGCAGGUUUAUUUGUUUGGACUAAGUUAUGCUGCAACUGCACUGUGUUAUUGGUAUAACACAAAGGCUCCAGGAGAGAAGUGUGUGCUGAUGUGGGGAGAUGAGAAAGGCUCUGUGAAUUUGCUGUGGAUUCUUCAGCCUUUAAAUGGGCUCCUUGAUAUACCAUUCACCAACCAAUCUGGCCCCGUUCAAAUCUAUAUGCCAGACAUAAAUGCUCACAGUGCAUGGAUCUCCUAUCAGCACAUCCCAAAAAUCCACAGCAGCCCAAUUAACAGAAUCCAGUAUGAGCCCCGUGGUGAGCUCAUUAUUACAUCAUCAGAAAGCGCAGCCAGCUCUGUUGUCAUCAUUGAUAUCAAUCAGAAGAGACAGAAAUACAUUUGGAGAAUCGAAAAGGGAGUCAAGUGUUUUGACUUUAGCUUUUCUCUCAGUAUGCUGGUAACUGCUGGUGUGGAUCCUGUUGUCAGACUGUGGAACCGCUAUGUGACCUCUCAUCCAAUUGCAGUUCUGCACAGUCACCAGACCUCUGUGGUGGAUGUGGUCAUUCACCAAGAACUGGGCAAGAUCUUCAGCUAUGCUAAAGACGCUGUGCUGAAAAUAUGGGAUAUCCCUUCUCAACAAUGUGUAAAGACUGUUCGAUUGAAAUUCCCCAAUUUCCAGCCAGGCUUUACACCAGAACAGGGCAGCUUUCCUCUGCUUCUCAACCUGACUGUAGAUCAUGCACUCUUGGUGACCUGUAGGGAGUAUCUGGCCAUGCUACGACUGCACAAAGCAGUGCCCAGAAACAGGCCUGGGUUGUACACCUGUGCCCUUUAUAAUCCUCAUCUUGAACAGGUAAUCGUGGCCUCUGCUGACUCUUCAUUGGCCAUGUGGGAUGUGAAGACAGGCAUUAAGAAGAUGGAGAUAAGGAAUGCUCAUGGCAAAGAGGAGAUUUCAUGUAUGGUUCUGGAUAAUAGCCAGCGCAAGCUAAUCUCUGCAGCCACCAAUGGCACUAUCAAGGUGUGGAACUUACUGAAUGGCCACAAUCUUCACAAGCUAGAGGCCGUUUCCAACACAGAGGUCACCGGGAUCAUCUGUCACCAUGACAACCAACUUAUAGCCACAGGCUGGAGUCGACUGAUCGCUCAGUACAGCAUUGCAUUUUCAAACGACAUCUUUGUCAAAGCAGACCUGUCCUGGAAGUCUGGUCGUCAGCACAGUGAUGAUAUCCUGGCAAUGGAUCAGUGUCCUGGUCUGGGGCUGCUGGCUACUGGCAGUUACGAUGGAGAGAUAAUUAUAUGGACCCUGGCUCUUCAGAAACCCAUCACACGACUACAGAGAUCCCAGCAGGGGAAAGUAUCUCCACCUGUUCGUAGGCUGCUGUUUCUGCAAAGACGAGCCCAGCAAAGUCAUUUGAGAAGCAGCGCAGUGCUGCUCAGCUCACAGGCUGGAUCUGUCUGCUGGUGGAGCAUCUGUGGACCCCAACACAACCAUGGACAGUUCUAUGCACCUGAUAAAUCUGAUGAGAGUGUAAUGGGUUUAAGCACAGACCAGGAAAAUAAUCUACUCAUAACUGGAGACACCACAGGAUCCAUCAAGGUCUGGGACAUCUCUCUGUAUGCCUUAUCAAAUCGAAAUGAGUCUGCAAAAGGAUUUCCCCCACUGUUACACUUUUGGAGGGCACAUGAGAGGGCGAUAGUGAGCAGUGAGUUUCUUGUGUAUGGCUCGCAACUCUUCUUACUGAGUGUGUCAGAGGACCACAAGGCCUGUCUCUGGACCACUGAUGGAGGUAGUGUGGGGUGGUUUGGACAGCAACAGCAGUGGGAAUUGAGCAACCCAGACACUUAUCAGAUCCACAGACAAUGUGCCACUUUAAUCAAAGAAGGAGAGGAGGAGAGGACAGAGAGCAGCCAAUCAUGUUCAGGCCCUGAGAGUUUUAUCUGCUGGGGUGAAGGCUCAGGGGAGGUCACUGGGACAAGCAUUAUUGAUGUUGAUUGUCAGCAAACAGAAUUAGCUCUAGACCAACAGAUGAGUCAUUUGACUCUACAAACUCCACACCAGGAGAGCACAUCUGGACACCAUAGCUCCUUUGAAAAGUUCCAACUGCCCAAAUACAGUAAGUUUGGACAAGGACAUGAAGCCACUGUACAAAGCAGACGACGAGGUAUUGACCGCAAGAAGCUCUUUUGCUUUGGGGAGGUCACACCAUUUCGGGCCCUUGAGUUGCCGGAGAUCAGUGAGCCUGUGGAUUUACCUUUGGAGCCCUGGAUACUGAAAAAAUUUCAGCUCUCCUCCAGACAAACAGAAUUAAGCUCUCACAUAUUGUCAUCUGAAGGUCCUGUGCAUUUUGAUACACUGGAGUAG